Messenger RNA from Symbiodinium sp. CCMP2592, 300 nucleotides. The record is from the annotation of a GenBank genome assembly. NCBI's taxonomy places the organism in Eukaryota, Dinophyceae, Suessiales, Symbiodiniaceae.
AUGCGUGCAGAGAAGACACAGGCAGCUUCGUUCACUGCAGACUUUCAACAGCAGUCCGUGGAACAUUCGCUGGAGGAGUCUGUGGAGGAAAAGACCGAGACCGUGCCCUUCGACGAUGUUCUCUUCAAUGUCACUGUCACGCAACCGCCCUUCGCGCAGUCCAGCGAAUCCAGCCAGCAUGCAGGUGAACAGCAAGUGGUACGACUGGAGUCCGUGGUCCUACUGCUCCAAGAGUUGUGGUCAGGGAUGGAAGAGUCGCAAAAGAACUGUGGCGUUGCAGCCGCGACACGGGGGCCUUGA